Messenger RNA from Nezara viridula (southern green stink bug), 207 nucleotides. NCBI's taxonomy places the organism in Eukaryota, Metazoa, Arthropoda, Insecta, Hemiptera, Pentatomidae. The record is from the annotation of a GenBank genome assembly.
AUGAGACAGAGGAGAGAGAGAUGGGAAGAGCUGGAGGAAGGAGGAGGCAACAGGUUGUCAGGUUGGCCAGGGAAUUUGAACGCUGGACAAAGUCGGCAUGCUCUAAUCAUAUGGUCGCCUCUUCCUACCAUCAUCUUCUCCUAUCUGGAGCCUCAGCCUCUCACCAGCCCUUCAUACUCUUUAUCUCUUAACGACAGUCUUCCUUGA